AUGUGCUGUUACAAACAACAGUACAGAGAGAAAGGUUUUAAGACCUAUGCUGAUCUUAUUUCUUGUCUCUUGCUUGCUGAGCAGAAUAAUGAGUUAUUAAUGAGAAAUAGUGAGAUGAGACUUGUUGGCUCAGCAGCACCACCUGAAGCACACAACACUGAGGACGAUAAAGAGUCCCACCAUGUCCAAGGAAACGGCUAUUAUGGCCGUGGUCGAGGAAGUAGAUACAGACGUGGCCGUGGCCGAGGUUCCUUUGGCCGCGGAAGAGGUAAUCAGAAUGGACGAGAUCAUGGACAUGAUCGUGGCUCAUUUGGACGAGGCCAUGGUCGUGGACGUGGAUCUUCGUUUAAGCCUCAACACUCGACCAAAUCAAGUAAAUCAGUAUGCCAUAGAUGUGGAAUGGACAAUCAUUGGGCUAAGACUUGUAAAACUCCAAAGCAUCUUGUUGAGCUUUAUCAAGAGAGUUUGAAAGGGAAGAAUCCCGAAGCCCAUAUGGUUUAUCAAGACAAUGAAAAAGACUUCGAUCAUGACAAGGACGAUCUUAUGGAUUAUGAAACUUCGGAUUGUUUUAAAGACUGA
Molecule: messenger RNA, 579 nt
Organism: Brassica napus (rape)
Lineage: Eukaryota; Viridiplantae; Streptophyta; Magnoliopsida; Brassicales; Brassicaceae
Product: ubiquitin-associated protein 2-like
Exons: 1
Coding region: 1-579 (192 amino acids)
Source: RefSeq, a predicted model, not a curated record